Aspergillus heteromorphus CBS 117.55 is the source of this 3140-nucleotide messenger RNA. Its product is annotated as potassium transporter 5. Gene Ontology annotation, cellular component: membrane. Gene Ontology annotation, molecular function: potassium ion transmembrane transporter activity. Bases 344 to 2776 code for a protein of 810 amino acids. Gene Ontology annotation, biological process: potassium ion transmembrane transport. The transcript is spliced from 4 exons. NCBI's taxonomy places the organism in Eukaryota, Fungi, Ascomycota, Eurotiomycetes, Eurotiales, Aspergillaceae. The record is from RefSeq and is a predicted model, not a curated record.
CGAUCAUCUGGACGGCGUCCCACGGCUCGUAUAGAUGGCUUCAAUCUGGCUAUUCCCUAGGUGGGACAAACACGUGGGACCCGCGUUGAGGCAGCAGGAAUGGGAUGGCUCAUAGGCUGGCUCGUCUUGUAUAAGAAGGGUUCUGUCGUCCUGGUCGAGGUUUGUGAGAGGUGAAUGGUGGAGGCGAAUCUGACCUGACCACUGCGGACUGCUGCCUGCAGCUAUUCACUCCAGCUAGUGUCUGCGGCGCUUUUCUGUCCUUUGUCUGCUCUUUGUCUGGCAAUCUGACACCUACUCAACACAAAGACCAGUGAUGCAAGAUAUGAGCUUUCGAGAAACCAAGAUGGACCCAGAUACAGAGGGAUCUGUGGACCCAGCCGCACACGACAACAUGGACGUCUCUGAAAAAGCCCUCAAGUCCCACGAUCCAGUCUACAACAUCCGCCCCUGGAACAAUCAUCUGGACCGGAGUCUUAGUAGAAGAACGACUAUCGACGAAGACGAUGACCCCGGUCUGCGCCGACCCGGCGACUACAAGCAGAAGCAGGUGUUCAGCGGGAAGAUGCUGCUUUGGCUGGCAUACCAGUCAAUCGGGGUCAUCUACGGCGACAUCGGGACCAGCCCUCUGUAUGUGUACUCGUCCACGUUCAGUGAGGCGCCCUCCCGUGAGGACCUGAUCGGCGUGCUGUCCAUCAUCAUCUGGAGCAUUACCAUGAUGGUGACCGUCAAGUACAUCUUCGUGAUCCUUCACGCGGAUAACGAUGGGGAGGGGGGCACUUUCAGCACUUAUUCCCUUCUCAGCCGCUAUAUGAACAUCACCCACCGCGACCCCCGAGAAGCCUCCCUCGUACAGAUGAAGCGACAUCUCUCGACCGACCUCGAACGCACGAGCCGCUACGCACGCCACAGCCUCGAGACCAGCAAGUUCGCGAAACGCCUCCUCAAAGUUGUAGGAGUACUCGCCGUGACAAUGGUCCUCGCGGACGGACUCCUCACGCCCGCACAAUCCGUGCUGGGUGCGGUCCAAGGCAUCGAAGUCGUCUCGCCCAACAUCUCCAAAAGCACAAUAAUCGGCGUGACAGACGCCAUCCUGGUGAUCCUCUUCCUCAUUCAACCGCUCGGAAUCACGCGCUUCACUUUCGCGUUUGCGCCCAUCGUUAUCAUCUGGCUGGGCUUCAACGCCGUGUUCGGGAUAUACAACCUGGUCAAGUACGACGCCGGGGUGUUCGUGGCGUUCAACCCGGGAGAGGCAUUCCACUUUCUAAUCCGGAACGGAGAGUCGGGGUGGAGGAUGCUCAGUGGCACCCUGCUUGCGUUUACGGGCGUCGAGGCCCUGUUUGCUGAUUUGGGGGCGUUCAGUCGGAGGGCCGUGCAGAUCAGCUGGCUGUGCUAUACUUUCCCCUGUUUGCUGCUCGCGUAUAUUGGCCAGGCGGCGUAUAUCAGUGUGCAUCCGGAGGCGUACUCGAAUCCGUUCUAUGAGGCGGCGCCGCCCGGGACGAUCUAUCCUGCGCUGGUAAUUGCCAUUCUGGCGGCGAUUGUUGCUUCGCAGGCUAUUAUCACCGCGACAUUCCAGCUGCUAGCACAAGUCAUGAAACUGUCAUACUUCCCGCAGAUCAAGGUGAUCCACACGUCCGACAUCUUCCACGGGCAGCUGUACGUGCCCAUCGUGAACUGGAUCUUAAUGAUCGGAACCAUCCUGAUCGCCACCAUCUACAACAACACGACCUCCCUCGGCAACGCCUACGGCGUCUGCGUAAUCUUCGUAACCUUCUUCGACACCAGCAUGGUAGCAAUGGUCGCGAUCUUCGUCUGGCGCGUCAGCCCCUUCCUGGUCCUCCUCCCCUGGCUCACCAUCGCCUGCCUGGACGGCGCAUACCUGUCGUCCGCACUCACAAAGGUCCCCACCGGCGCAUGGUUCACCCUGGCGGUGGCCACCCUGCUAGCCCUCAUCUUCCUAUUGUGGCGCUUCGGCAAAGAACAACAAUGGCUCUCCGAAGCCACCGACCGCUAUCCCACCUCGCACUUCAUCGCCCAAGCCCCUGACGGGAAAGUCCGUCUCACGCCCCGCUUCUCCAACAUCCCACUGAGCACGACGCGCGGGGUGGGGAUCUUCUUCGACAAGGCGGGCGAAACCACCCCCAUCGUGUUCAGCCAGUUCGUGCUCAAGUUGACGGCCGUGUUUGAGGUCAUGAUCUUUUUUCAUCUCAGGCCGAUUGAGGUCCCCUCUGUGCCGUUGGAGGAGCGCUAUGCGGUUUCGAAGCUCGCCGUCCCGAAUUGUUAUCGUCUGGUCGUGAGGUAUGGGUAUAAUGAUGAGAUUAUUUCGCCGGAUUUGGCCAGGACCGUGACGGAGCAGGUUAGGGGGUAUUUGGUUGAGAGGGGGUUCGGGAGGGGGCAGGGACAUAGGAGUGGAGAGGGAGGUGGUGCGAAGCAGAUCGACGCAGAUGCGAGUGCGAGUGCGAGUGCGAGUGCGAGCGAGAUUCAAUCAAGUCGGGAUCCGGAUCUCAAUCCAGAUGCCGACGCAGCUGCAGACGAACCCAUCUCUGUGUCCGAAGAAACAAGCACCGACCCGCUAGCCCGCCUCGAGAAGGCGUACGCACACAACGUACUCUACAUCACAGGCAAAGAACAAAUGAGGAUCAGAAAAGGCACGAAUAUCUUCCGAGGACUGGUGCUGUGGAUUUUCCUGUGGAUUCGGGAUAACACGCGCGCGAAGAUUGCGUCGUUGGGGUUGGAGGCGGAGAGGGUGAUUGAGGUGGGGUUUUUGAAGGAUAUCUAAGUGAGGGUGGAGUGAUUGCCAGGACUCGGGGGAUGGGAGAGUUGAUUAGGAGGGCAUUGAUGGUUGGUUGGCUGGUUGGUUGUUUCUCUUGUGAUUGUGAUUGUGAUUGGCCGGUUAUGUACAUAAUGCUGGGGUUGAGGGGCAUAGUAUAAGGUGAUUUUCAAAGGGGAUGCGAUAGGUAUUGGUGCUGUGCAUGUGUUCCCUGGUUCAAUCUUACCAGAUACUUGGGAUCACAAUGAACACACUACACCAUAGGCAGAUAAUGAAGUCCCAUCGAAUACAGCAAAAGUUAAUAAUCUCGAUCGGGACACAGGAGGAGUGGUAUGUAAUACACGACCACCCGUGCAAUACGACCGCAGAUUAG